AUGUUUAGGAAGAGAACCAUAAAUAAUUUAAAACAUCGAAAGAAAACGGAGGAUAUAAAAAAUGAAGAAGAAAAUAGCAGUGAAGAAAAAAAAGCCAAAAGGGAGGAAAACCCAAAUGAUGAAACCCUAGAUGGCAUUAAUGGAAAAGACAGGCAUAUUAAAAAAGACGAUCUACACGAAAGAAAAGGCAGUAAUGACAAUGAUGAUGAAGACGAUGUAGUGUGUAAAUUUCUGUUCAAGAAAAAAUUAAAAAAGAUGAAUGAGGAAAACAAUUUGCAUUUAAAAAGAAAACACAAACUGAUGAUACAGUCAAAGAGUGAAGACGUUAAAGAGACGAACGUAACAGAAGAUCGGGUGUACAAAGGAGAUUUCACCGUUUCGAAAAAUUAUGGCUCGUACGAUAUAGACCAAGACUCGAAGAAUGACUAUAGGGCCAGAAUGGAAAGAAACAUCGAAAUAGGAGAAGAAAUACUAAAGGGGAACUUAAAGGACAAUGUUUAUAGAGGAAAGGAUGCUCACGAAAAAGCUCUGAUGAUCAGCAAAGAUAGCUUGGCCAAAAAUAAAUACACAGGAUUCUACGGCCCGGUACGAAAUAGCGGCGCGAAUGUGAGAGUUACUCUGAGGAUUGACUAUGAACCGUGCAUAUGUAAGGACUAUAAAGAAACGGGUUAUUGCGGAUUUGGAGAUACCUGCAUUUUUUUACACGACAGAAGUGAUUACAAAAGUGGGUGGAAAAUUGAACAGGAGUAUGAGGAAAAGCGAAAGCGAAAUGAAGCUCUCCGAAAGGAAAAAUUAGAAAAAUGGAACGAAAAAAUGUUGCGAAAGUUAAAAGAGAGGGAGGAAAAAUUGGGCAACUGCGAAGAUGGGGGCGAUGGAGAACACGGAAAUGAAAAGGAAAACUCUGACAGCGACUCGAGUGAUGGCGAAAAUAAUCUCCCAUUUGCUUGCAUAAAAUGCAAAAAGAAAUGGAAACUCGAAAUGAAUCCAAGUGUCACUGAAUGUUUCCAUUAUUUCUGUGAAAAGUGUUUCAUUGAAAUGUUUCAGAAAAAUAAAAAAUGUUUCAAAUGUGGAUUACAGUUAAAUGGAAUUAUGAACGUGGCCCAUAACAUUGUCGACAUUUUGAAUAAAAGAAAGUCUGCCAAAUAA
This is a messenger RNA of Plasmodium cynomolgi strain B, 1146 nucleotides long. Its product is annotated as zinc finger protein. The transcript is spliced from 2 exons. The record is from RefSeq and is a predicted model, not a curated record. Bases 1 to 1146 code for a protein of 381 amino acids. Lineage: Eukaryota; Apicomplexa; Aconoidasida; Haemosporida; Plasmodiidae. Gene Ontology annotation, biological process: snoRNA splicing. Gene Ontology annotation, molecular function: metal ion binding. Gene Ontology annotation, cellular component: U2-type spliceosomal complex.